GAAAUCAGAAAGAGAGAGGGAGAGAGACAGAGAGGGGGUUGUGAUAAACUCAGCCGUGAGCACUCCUGUAAGCAGAGUGAGAGAGUGCAGCAGUACAAGAUCUGGAGAGAGUGAAAACACAACUGUGUUGAAACAAGCAAGCACAGAGUGAGCAAGACCUACCACAAAGUCUAGGCAGAUUGUGCACUAAGAGGUGAGUGUGCAUUUGUUUUUGUCACCCUGAUGAAUAAGGACUGGUGAGAUGUGUGCAAGGGGGUGCGUUUGAGGGUGUCAGACUGCGAUCGUCCCGUCAAGUGCUUCACUUCUUUGAAGUUGCUCCGAGGCAGCCGUAGGGGACCAAUUUUUCCCUGCAAGGUAAAAAAGGCAAUAGAAGGCUAAAGGCUACAAAAAUUUCCAGUUCCCUCAGGACAUUUUUCUCAACUCAGCUUCAAGAAGGAACCACAUGUGAAGACUGAUGGGGCAAGGGCUCAGAGCUUACCAGAGAAUCAACUCAACUGCAUCCCUGACCACAGAGACUCCACAGCAGACAGAGGUAAAGAACCAGAGAAAGAGCUAGGGAAUCUCCAUCCACUCCCCCCUCCCCACAUUUCUUCAUCUGCCUGGACCUUCCUCAGUUGCCCUCUGGUACCCCCAACAGGGCAGGAAGCGUGAAAAAUCUCACUAAUGGGUUUAUUUACCGUCAGCUCAGCCACGACCUGUCAUUUCCCAGGACUACUUCACUUGACACGUUUCAUAGUCGAGUAAGCUUUACUUUGUUUCUGCCAAAGGAGCUUGAGAGCUGGAAGAUCAAGACCAAGCUGAGGUAUCAGUCAACUUGUUUCCCACAGGGAGGAGAAGUCCCUUAAUCACGUUGCCUGUCUAUUGCACUAUUUUCUUCCAGUGAGGUCAAGCAUAUGAUUUGAAGCCUGGGGACAUCUCGCUGUUGCUUUUUAUUUCUCAAAGCCGAGUGACCAAGAACUUCCUGUUGAGAGGACAGACAGAGUGAGCGAGUCUGCUUUCUGACCCAACAAAAGUCUUCUGGCUGGUGGACUGAAGAUGCGUUGCUGGCUGCUAGCUGUGGUGACGGCAGUGCUCUGGAGCCAGUGCAUCCUUCUAGGGUGGGCUGAGGGCAGGAAGGUGCAGAAGAGGCCGAAGGAGCUCACUCCACAGCACACCGAAGCAUUCAACAUCACCCUUUCCAACAGCGAGGAACUGGAUGGCAGCACAAAGGUCAGUGAGAACCAGAGAGUAGACCCUCAUGGAUCAUGGAUGGAUUUUGUGAAGAGACCUGUGGGCAACUUUCCCGGAAAAUGCAGAAAGCGAAAACGACCACUGCCUGGCCCCCCGGGCCCUCCUGGGCCUCCAGGCCCUCAGGGACCCCCAGGAUCCCCCGGGGCAGAGGUCACUCAAGAGGUCCUGCUGCAAGAGUUCAAAGAAAUGAUCAAAGAGGCCACAGAGAGGCGAGCAUUAGUAGACCAACCAAACGAGCCUAGUCAGCUGCCCACUGCUCUCAUUACACUAGAGGGCAUGACCUCCUACAGGAGAAUUGAAGAAGCCUUCCACUGCAAACUCAGAGGUCCUGUAGUUGUGGACAAGAAGACUCUGGUAGAGCUCCAGAACUUUCAGACACCUCCUGCCAAAGGUGCCUUCCUCAGAGGGACGGGGAUGGAUCAGUCCACUGGCCGAUUUACAGCUCCCAUAACUGGAAUUUAUCAGUUCUCUGCCAAUGUUCAUAUUGACCACACUGAGGUGAAGAAAAGUAAGAACCAGCUGAGAGCCAGAGACAAUGUCAGAGUUUUGAUCUGCAUUGAAUCACUCUGCCACAGAUAUACGUCCUUGGAAAUGAUUGUUGGCCUUGAGAGUAACAGCAAGAUAUUUACAGUGUAUGUCCAUGGACUGCUGGAACUUCAGGCUGGGCAGUACACCUCCAUAUUUGUGGACAAUGCAGCUGGAGCAUCCAUCACAAUACAGAAUGGUUCAGAUUUCAUGGGCAUUUUGUUGGGUGUAUAGCCUUGUUUUAUUGCCAGGCUAAAUCUGGCAGGCCAAAUAAGACUGCACAUAGCUCCGCGUUGGACUUUCACCCAGCACCAGAUUUCCUCAUAAGAUAUUAUUUGCCUGCCACCAUGAAAGUUGUUGGCUGAUACAUCUUCAUGGAAGAUACAUGGACAAAUUGAAACCAACAAAGCAACUAAAGACAAAGACAGUUGGAUAUAAAUUAAAUACAUUACUGAGGACAGUCCAUAUCUGCCUUUCCCCUGUUCUGUCUACAGUGAGGUUCUUGCUUCUUCAGAAAAAUUAAACAUCUUUUCAAAUCCAAAAGCAAAAUCAUUGGUAUCUGUGUUCUUAUAGGAUGGUACCAACAGACCCUAUUGUGUGAUAUACACAGCAGAUACAAAUAGAUUUUUGUACCUUGACGUUGAUGCAUAAUUGUGUUAUAACAUCUUGCUCCUCAUAGUUAAUCAUGUUUAUAUACACAAUUUGUUUUCAACAAUGAGAAGUGUCUUAGAGUAUGUCCAAUACAAGAUCUAAUCUAUGGGUUUAUAUAUGGGCUUUAUGGGCUUUUGGAGGUGAAAAAUGCACACCUCCUCCUCUUGUGCAUACAUGACUGUAUUGUGUAUUUUUAAAUAUAAUAAGCUAUAAGUUUUAUUUACUAUGAAGCUCCAAAAAGCAUGUUUUAGGAUCUUGAUAAUUGAUAAACAAUAGAUUUUCUAUUAUGCUUUGCCAAAAGAAGGAAAUAUCCAAAUAUAAAGAAAAGCAAAUCAUAGUGACUAUGAGUCUAUUUUUAUGUAGAGUGGGAGUGUGUACUUGGAAAGCAACUGCCAUGAUCGAUUAUGCCUAUUAGAGUCCUGCUGAGUUCUCAUCUUGUUUACUGCAAUGCCAAAUACGUCAUAAAUGAACUCUUUUUGUUUUUAACAUUUCCUUGAGAAGCAUUCCCCAACUUCUCUCUCUUUAUGUAAAUGUAUUGCUCUGAUUUGUUUUGCAUCUUUUUUGUGCAAAGGUUUACUUAUUUUUAUAAGCUUUAGUAAAUACAGACGUUAAGAUGCAAAUAUACAGUAUCAGCACAUGUAAUUUGAAAUACAAAUUAUUUAUAUUUACAUUAAAUGUAUCUGGCAAUUAAAAUAGAUGUUAAUUUUGAAGUUGCUUCUAGGCUUCCAAUAGAUCUCAAUACAAGUGAAAAUAAUAUAAAUUAAGCAAAACUAUUUAAGCAUAUAUGCUUUGAAAUAGCUUGUAUUGUGGUGUAAUGGAAAUCAAACUACAUUCAAUAAAUGUAAAAUAUCUAUUCACCUGGGCAUACUUGCGGCUGACUUUAAAUGAUUUUUAUGAGCUUUGCGAAUCAUUGGGAACAUUCUAAAUUCUCUGCUCAAUAAAGCAGGUGGGACAUGCUGCCAGUGCUUUUGAAAGUUCAUAGGCAGCACUGCAUAUUGUAUCUCAUGGAAAAUAUUCUUUACUGCAGUAGUGUGGAAAAUGCUUCUUUGCAUCAUUUGCAUUGUAAAUAAUCUAGGAUACCUCAAAUACCUUGACAAACAUUCACAUGUCUGACAGACCGAUGGUGGUAUGCCAUUUGGUCACACUAGAGAGCAAUCUCUGAAAUACAGUCUUUAAGUGUCAUUUAAUCUUGUCAUCAAGUGUCAUUUAGAAUAUCCUAUGGAAAACAAGGCACUCACACACAUACACAAUGUUUUUUUUACAAGAGCAUUGGUUUUUCAAGUCCCUG
Xyrauchen texanus (razorback sucker) is the source of this 3694-nucleotide messenger RNA. RefSeq names its product adipolin-like. The record is from RefSeq and is a predicted model, not a curated record. The coding region runs from base 1036 to 1989 and encodes 317 amino acids. The transcript has 8 exons. Gene Ontology annotation, molecular function: hormone activity. Lineage: Eukaryota; Metazoa; Chordata; Actinopteri; Cypriniformes; Catostomidae.